Molecule: messenger RNA, 411 nt
Organism: Theileria annulata
Lineage: Eukaryota; Apicomplexa; Aconoidasida; Piroplasmida; Theileriidae
Exons: 2
Coding region: 1-411 (136 amino acids)
Molecular function (GO): nucleic acid binding
Source: RefSeq, a predicted model, not a curated record
AUGGUUGAUCAGCCCUCUGGAUUCGAUCCUGGCUCUACUGUGGUUUUGAAGGGGUUCCCUUCAAGUUUCGGCAAGAACGAAUGUAGGAAUUUUUUCUCUUGGUUUGGGCCUGUGAUUUAUGUGGAUAAAGUCAAGGACAAUUCAGGAGAAUCAUGUUUCGUGGUCGUUUUCGCCUCUAACUACCACUCAGAGCAAGUUCUAAGCAUGAAGACUAUAAAUUUGAAAGAAAAUGGAGAUCGUGUUACAGUUCAUUCUCCCAAAGAAAUGGAGUCUCUUUGGAAUUCGAUUGGCGGCAUGGUCCAAAAUGCUACAACGGUAUUUUUUAUUUACUAUAAAUCCUUAUUUAAAAUUUAUAAAUUAUAUUUAUAUAAUAAAAUAAUAAUAAUUAUUUCACAAAUUAUAAAUUUUUAG